GUCGCCAAGUCACCAGGACAGGUGCGCGACCUAUAUUUUUCUGAUGAGGAAAAGACACAGAAUUUGUCGAAAAUGGGCAUGCUUGGCAUCGUAGGAUUUGGCUUUACUGCCGGUGCCUUGUUGUUUAUGAUUGUGGCCUUUGCUAGCCCUUACUGGGUUGAGUCUUUUGAGGAAUUCAAAGGGACAUUUGUCAAGCUUGGUCUUUGGGAGUUUUGUUUUAAUGAUUACACCUUCUACAAGGAUUACAACGGCAAGCGAUACCUGGGAUGUUUCUAUGUGUUCUCGCCAGAGAUAAGACCGAUCUGGGAGUGGGUCUCCCCUCCUUGGUUUGUGUCUGUUCAGGUUAUGGUUUCAGCAUCUCUUUUGUUUAUCUUCCUUGUGACCGUGGCCUUGACAUUAAACACAUUCAAACUCUUCCCUAAACAUUUACAAUAUGCACUGCUUACAGGAACUGGUGCAGCCAUGUUGUUUACUGUUGUGGUCAUCUUUAUUGCCCUUGUUGUGUUUGGUGUCUACAAGGAAGACAGGCUGUGGAUUCCUCGACCAGACAUGAAUCUUCUCUCCUGGUCUUAUGGUCUAUGCUGUGUGUCUGGGUGGCUUUGCCUCUUUGCUGGCGUAUGCUUAUUGCUUGCAGGGAAAGAGAAAAAAGAUGAAGAUAGACCGAAACCUUAUAUGUGAUUGAUAAUGUAGAAGAAUUAAGAAAAUAUCUUUUCUACUUUCAAUAAAAUUUCAUGUCUUCAAUCAAGCUAGACUAUGGUGGCAUAAAAUCCAGUCGCUGUUUAAAAAAGAACAACUUAGUAUUGGUACUAUUAUGAGCUCAAAAGGACUACUACUUGCAAGAUUCUAUUAAAAGUGAACGUUGAAUUUGACAAGAAAGUAAAUAUUUAGAUCAGUGUUUUCAACUUAAUUAUUCAGAAUUUUUGGCCUAUAAACCUUGUUGACUUGAUUAAAACAAUAUAGUUAUUUAAAAAAUACAACAUGAAGGUACCCAUUGUCCACUAAAUAUGAGGUAGGGAAAAUUUAGAGUCUAUUUUAAUUUCAAAUUUAAUUAAAAUAGUUAGAAAGAUCAAAACAAUGAAAUGUUUAAAUGAAGCAAAUAAUUAAUUGAGAUUCUGCCCUAUCAGGUGGUGCAUUGUAUAGAAUCUCAUGAAACAUUCCAACCAACAAUGUGUUUUUUGUAUUCCAGAUAUUUUGUAUAUAUAUGUAGAAAAAUUAUUUGUUAUAUUUUUUUUUGUUAUAACUUGUAUAUAUUCUAUAUAUAAACAAAUAACAUAUUUUGUUUUAUCAGAGUUUUGUUCAAAAAAUUCCAUCAAUUCAAUGAUUUAUUUUUUGAAUGUUUAUAAUAUUUCAAGACCAACAUAAGCCAACAUUUCAAAAACCUGAUUUCACCAGCCUUAUCAUACAGCAUGUACAUAUGUUAGUGACAUUUUCUUUUGGAAGUAGGAAAUCUUGUAAAAAAUGUAGUGUAUUUUUUGCGUUUGUUUUUUUUAGUUAGGUCAUAAUAAAUGGAAGUGGUCAUUAGUAUUGUUACCUCUUCAUACAUUAACUUCUGGCCUCAGAAACAAGUAAAUGCAAAAAGUAAAGUUUUCAUUUCAAGAUCUAUAGGGCAGAUGAUAGAAAGGUCAUUUGUUUCUGUGGCCCACAGUUAAGGAGGGUGUCAUGUGGCCAGCACAACAACCAACUGGCUUUAUUUUUUCCCGACUAAUGUUAGGUACCUGUUAGAGUUGGUUGGACUUAAGGGUGCCCUGAAAACCCUGAAAUUCAAACUCAAUACCCAUCUGUUUUGAAGUGCUUUGCCACUCAGCCAUCAUGUCCCAUCAGAAACAAGUACACUUGUCUUAUGUGACUAUGUGUAACAAUUUAAAAUCAAAUCCUUUUUUACUUUAUCAUUGAGUCAUUCAGGGUUAAUAGUCAGGGUUUAUAAUUCGCAUAAUAUGAAAAAAAGAUAUACCAUAACAAAAGAAAAAUAUGCUUAAAAGUUUAUUAAUUAUUUUUUUAAAACAAUUUUUGACAUUAGAUUAGUCAAGGUUUAUGAAUACUAUACAUUAAUUAGAUGUGAAUUAAUGUAAUUCCACAAAAAAAAGAGUUAACACAAUAAUCAAGAAGCUUGUUGCUUCAUUUUUAAUAUAUAUUUUUUGUAUUUUAUUUUAAUGUAAAGUUGUAAAAAUAUGAAGCUAUUGAUUAUUCAAGUCAACUGCUACUGGGUAGACUAAAUAUGUCAUGGUAGUGUCACUUUGAGUUUUCAACUUCCCAUUCAUCUCUUGGACAUCCAAACAAAUAUUACUGUUGACUGUAAAGAUUGAAAUAUUUUUUUUUUCUUUUUUGUUGAUGUUAACAUUUAGUGGUUGAAAAUCUAUUCAUCAAUUUCAGUUUAAAGAAAUUUUAAUAAUGCAGUUCAGUUUGACUUAAGAAAAAAAUUGCUGAGAAAUAUGUCAUUCCUUUUUUUUUUCAAUUAGGUUAAAAAAAGUUCAAUGAAUUAAUUUUGUUUUGGUUCUUUUGUAUCAAAAUAAGGUUUUUCAUUUGUUCAUUAUAUCAUCGUUGAUUUAUAAAUUUUUUUCCUUAUAGAAUUUGCUGAAUCUGUAAAUAAUGUUGAUUCUAAAUAAAUUUUGCAAUAUUUUUAAAA
Messenger RNA from Biomphalaria glabrata, 2623 nucleotides. RefSeq lists its product as uncharacterized. Gene Ontology annotation, cellular component: membrane. Bases 73 to 678 code for a protein of 201 amino acids. NCBI's taxonomy places the organism in Eukaryota, Metazoa, Mollusca, Gastropoda, Planorbidae. The transcript is spliced from 3 exons. The record is from RefSeq and is a predicted model, not a curated record.